CCCCCAUGAUAAUACUCCAAUUUCGCUUCCAAGAUACGAACUUUCCUGUUCUUGAUAGCUUCAAAUCUCCAACCCAAUCGAUUCUCUUACGCAGAUUCCCCAUACCCAUUUCUGCAAAACCAGAGAAUUUCCUUUUCUGGGUGUUUUACUUUGGUGGAAGCAGAGUCUGAGGCUCUGCAGAGUGUUUGUGUUGCUUUUUGGGUGCUGGGGUUAUGGAUUCCUGGAGGAGACAGAGAGGGGAAAUUCAUCAUCGUCAAGAUAUGCAGGGGUCAAGAUCACAGAACAGAAAACCGCCUAUUGCUAGUUGGCAGCCAACUGUUCCCUCAUGGGAGAAGAAGUUCUGUACUUUGGUUGGUUCCAUUCCAUGGCAAAAGCUCUUGGAAACCAAAAAGUCUAUGUAUCUUUACGACAAUGUGGUCAAAUGGAAUGACUCGGCUGGUGAAGAGGCAUUCCAUAAUGCUAAAAACCGGUUUUGGGCUGAGAUUAAUAACCUCCCUUGUGAUAUAACACUGCCUGAUCCUGAUAUCUACAUUGAUGAAAUAAAUUGGAACUCCGAAAUUGACCCAGAGCUGAUUAGGGACCUGGAAAGGGAACCCAAGGUUCCAGAUGAGACAGAUAAAAAGGAGAAUGUUUUGAUUCUGGGAAGUGCUCUUCUUUCCAAUCAGUCAUUUUCUUGUACUGGAUGGGGGGAUGUAGAAGAGGAUUUAGCAAAGCACAAUGGCAUGGCUUUUGAUCAUAAAAAUGAAAACUCUGAAAAUCUUAGGGACCAUAACUAUUCACCUAGAGAAGGCAACAUUGAAGAGUCUGGAUGGGGACAACUUUGGGAUAACCCUUGUGGAUGGGACCAGAGGGACACCACUUAUGAGUCCAACAAUUUGGAUAAUAAAAAGGUCGGGGAUUGGGGAGCAAGGGACACCACUCAGAAGAAGAGAGAAGGGGGUGGUCAGAACAUGUCCAGGUAUAAGACCUCAAAGUUUCAAGGCGAUAAUCGCCAGACAGAUUGCAGAUGGAGGAAUGUAAGAGGAAGGCAGAAGGCCAGUUUUGCAUAUGAACAACAACCCGAGAAUUCAAGGCAGUGGAACUCGAUGAAUUAUUGUGGGCAAAACCAUAAUAAUGGGUUUGGCAAAGGUGGAAUCCCCUAUAGGUGGGAGAAACAACAAGUUUUGUGAGUAAAACAAUUCUCUAAGCUUAUGGAAUCCCUUGAAGGUGGAGAAACAACUUCUGUGAGUAAAAUAAUUCUCCAAGCUUAAGAAGUAUAUAAUGCUGUAGAUUGUCGAGGUCUCUCUUAUUAUUUUAUUUGUUGUUCUCCGAGCGAGCGGAUAGUAAAUAAUAGGAUGUCGCCGACCCGGAUAAGUCUGCCAUGUUCAAUUUUGUUGCAGUUUUGUAGUUUGCAUCGUUCUGGUGUCUGCAUUUGAAAUUUUGGACAUGGUUUUCAAUUCUGAGUGUAUUUCAUUAAAAAUGUUGUGGUGGGCGGAAUUGUACACACAAAAAAAUGUUUUAAACUCCACACUGUAUCGGAUUGCAAAAGACCAACUAUUGGAAGGAGGAACUUUCCUCCAUUAUCCAAUGGUUAGUGUUUUAUAGGUUAAUGUAGUGCAGAUUGUAAAACAACGGACUCUUGUACAUAUUAUAUGAUUGAAGUUAAGUUGCUUUCGGAUGCAGCCUUCCUGUGAUUCCAAAGAGCUUUAGAUGUAAUGAAGUCUUACGGAGCAAAGUCCUACUCUGUUUGAGUACUGAGGUGUAUUUUUACGCUCUACAUUCUAAUGAACUUGUAGAACGAAA
Molecule: messenger RNA, 1782 nt
Organism: Rubroshorea leprosula
Lineage: Eukaryota; Viridiplantae; Streptophyta; Magnoliopsida; Malvales; Dipterocarpaceae
Source: the annotation of a GenBank genome assembly